Peronospora belbahrii is the source of this 1236-nucleotide messenger RNA. The record is from the annotation of a GenBank genome assembly. Lineage: Eukaryota; Oomycota; Peronosporomycetes; Peronosporales; Peronosporaceae.
AUGAUGACGAUGAUGAACGAGGACUUGGAACUGGAUUGGGAAGACAUCGGUGACCAUGAAGACUGGACGCUGGAUAACGAGGAUGGUGAAGCGUCUAACAGUCGUCGUAAGCUUGAGGAACAUGUCAAGCAGAAGGUACGAGUGCAUCGUGCAAAGCAUUCAAAGCGCCGCUUUGUAGAUCGCAUCCGUGUCAAAGCGACUGGUGGUCACGGAGGGAAUGGCUGCGCCAGCUUUUUUUCCGAGUCCACGAUGCGCAAACGUCCGAAUGGUGGACACGGUGGUGCUGGAGGUGACGUUGUGAUUGAGGCCAAUGAUAAAAUUCCGAACUUGGGAAAUGCUAUACACCACUACAAGGGAGGAGCUGGAACCAAUGGCAUGCCAAAUGAUUCUGCUGGUAAAAGAGGCAAACAUCUUUAUGUCAAGGUACCGUGCGGCACGCUUAUUAAGCGUGUGGAGCGCUACGAACGCGAGUUGGAAAAUGGCGAGUUUGAGGUUGUAGACAGCAUGAAAAUUGUAGCUGAUCUGGAUAAAUCUGGUGCCACGUUCUUAGCUGCAAAAGGAGGCAAGCCAGGACUAGGAAAUCGUAUUUUAGCAGGCAAAACGACGAAUUUUGGUCGACUGCGCAAGCACAUGCCUGAGAACAAAACCGUCGGUCAACCGGGCACUUCCCAAUACUAUGAGUUGGAACUCAAGACCAUUGCCGAUGUGGGGCUUGUGGGUUAUCCAAAUGCUGGCAAAUCCACGUUGCUGAGUGUGCUGAGUCACGCUACACCUGAGAUUGCCCCUUACCCGUUUACAACGCUUCAUCCGUACGUGGGAAUCGUGGAAUUUCCGGAUACGUUCCGGUUGAGCGUGGCUGACAUCCCCGGUCUUAUUGAUGGAGCGCACCGCAACGUCGGUCUUGGCCAUGACUUCUUGCGUCACAUUGAGCGUACGAAAAUUUUAAUGUACGUGCUUGAUACGGCGGGCUCAGAAGGGCGCGAUCCGCUAGAGGACUUUUGUCACCUUCAAAGAGAGCUGGAGCUGUACGCCCCAGGUAUUUCGUCGCGCCCUUCUCUUAUUGUUGCUAACAAGAUGGAUGAGGACGGCGCUGAAGAUAACUUUCAUAGGUUGCAUCAGUCCACCGAUCUUGCUGUGCUUCCAAUCAGUGCCCUUCACAAGGUCGACGUUGAUACAAUCGCCUGCACACUGCGCUGGAUGAUCGAGAGUUAUAGCAAGCUUACCAAGUCUACGUAG